Cuscuta europaea is the source of this 849-nucleotide messenger RNA. The record is from the annotation of a GenBank genome assembly. Lineage: Eukaryota; Viridiplantae; Streptophyta; Magnoliopsida; Solanales; Convolvulaceae.
GGUCAGGCUUUAUUUUUCAUUUCAACAUUGUUUCACAUGAUAAAGAAGUAUAUGCCGUUUGUUUCAAAUAAGGAGACUCAAGUUGAAACUUUAGCAUGCAUGGACUUGAAGUUUUGAUUAUCUUUUUGCUAUCAUGACAUUUUUUGCUUGGGAAUUCAACAUGGUUUGUUUUUAUGAAUACAUAUCACCAUAGAAGGAGUUGAAGUGUGUGAGGCUUCUUGACGGAGUCUCACUCAAUGAUCAGACUGUGGAAAUGGAAAACUGGGAAUUUUAUUUGGACUAUCUUCUUUCGGGCCAAAUAUGCUAGAGGAGAGAAUAUGGUGCCAGAGGUUUCUGACUCCUUUGUUUGGAGAAGGAUUUGCUCCAUACAUGACACUGCUUCUUAUCUGUGUAAUUCUCCUUGUGAUGGCAUAUACCGGGAGGCAAGUGAGGAUGGAAAUUUCCUUUAGAUCUGCUUUUGAAGGAAUGAGGAAUGGGCUGCCUGCAACUUUUUCUUUUGCUCAUAAUUGACAUCCUAAACAACAAAUGAAAAUAAAACUGUUACAAUGGAAAAUCUUGAAUGGUAUCCUUCCUAUAACUGAUAACCUGGGUAGGUUUCAACAGAUGUUGAAUCUGUCUAUGUGCCCUUUGUGUAAGAGUCAAAGUGACUUUACAGAAUAUCUUUUGUAUUGCUGUGAACAUGUGCAACCAACUUGGAGUUACUUCAUGGGCAUAUUUGGUAUCACUGCUGUGUCCAGCUCAUAUUUCUCAGGACUGUUGCCUUCUUAUCUUUCAUGCUUUCUUUCCUUACUGAUGUGUAUACACAAUGGCGGAAAGUGGUUUUAUGCUUUUUGAUUUUUUUUAUGUCUU